UGUCGAUGAUACUUUUUUUUGGGGCAUUGAAAAUUUUUUUCCAAAGCUGGAGGAGUGUAGAAAGUGAUUUCAACAAAGGGUAAAUUCACUUACAAUUAGAUUCAUAUAUACACAUCCAUAAUGACUGAUUCUAAGCCGGAUCCAGUCAAGACAGGAGCAGAGGCGGCCACUACUACUACUACUCCUCCUCCUCCUGAUACCAAGACCAGACCACCUAAGAAAGGUUGGUCAAAUCCAGCAUUAAGAAUGAUGGGUAUUCCAAGAAUAAGUUUACCAUCUCGUAAUUGGCUUAUAUUUGGAGCUGUUGUAUUUGGUAUUGGAGGUGGUAUUGCGUAUGAUAAGUAUCAACAAUCCCAAAUACGAAAGAAAUAUGUGGGGCAAGUUGAAUAUUUAAGUCAAGUACCUUAUGCCAAUCAAUUAAAACCUAGAAAAGUUACUGUAUUCAUUGCUCCUCCACCAAAUAGUUUCUUAGAUGAUUCUGUAAGAAUAUUUAGAAAGUUUGUUAAACCAAUUUUAAAUGCUGCUGCUAUUGAUUUUCAAAUUGUUUCUGAAGGUAGACAAGGAGAAAUACGUCAUGUUGUGGCUAAGAAGAUUCGAGAAUUAAGAAUAGCAGCAUCUGAAAGAGAUAAUAAUAAUAAUAAUAAUAAAUCUGAUGCAGACAAAGUUAAGACCAAUAUUACAAAUGGAGAAGAAACUGUCAGUAAAUAUGAUUUAUAUGGUCCAACUAAUGUCUUAGGGUUAUAUAAAGUGUUUGAACCAGUUAAAGUUCAAUCAGAAGAUGAAUUAAAUCCCAAUGAAGCAGGUGGUAUUAUUUGUAUUGGAAGAGGGGCAUUUAAAGAAUAUAUUACCGGUGUACAUGAAGGGUUAUUAGGACCAUUAGAAAAACCCCAAUCAUUGAUUGAUGAAGAAAAUCGUAUAGUUGAAGAAAAACAAGCUGCAAAAGCUGAAGCUGAAGCUAAAGGUGAGACAUAUAGAAGUGGAGAUGAUGAUGAUGACGAUGAAGAAGAACGUACACCAGUAACCAAACCAUUCAUAACCAGUGACAAAUAUGGUGAUGCAUCAUUUGCUCCUGAAUUUCUUAAUGUUAAGACAGUAUUAAAUCCUGAAUCAAAUAUUCCCGCUGUAUUUGAACAACCAGUAUAUGUUUUCCCUGUUCCUAAAUUAACGGGAUUUUUAAAGACUCCUCAAAAGAUUUAUAGAUAUUAUACUACUCGAUAUUUAGCUGAUGAUUAUGGAUCAAGAACAUUAGCCAUUAUAAAUGAUAAAAUUAGAGAUUAUCAAUUUAAAGAUACAUUUAUGGCAAAGGAAGAAGAAAUUGAAUGGCCAAAGAAAUGGGUUGAAAAGGGUAAAGAAAAGAAUUCCGAAUGGGUUCAAGAAUUAACAGUUGAUGAUCGAGUCAUUAGCCGAAUGAGAGUUUAUGAUCCAGAAUUAUAAAUAUAAAGUAUAAUCAUUUAUUUAUUAUGUACAUAGUUUAUUAUAUUAUUAUUAGUUAUUUUCUUUUCCAUAAAGUAUAAUUAUAAACAAAAUCAC
Scheffersomyces coipomensis is the source of this 1530-nucleotide messenger RNA. It is a transcript of the gene TIM54, whose product is annotated as Tim54p. The record is from RefSeq and is a predicted model, not a curated record. The transcript has a single exon. The coding region runs from base 121 to 1434 and encodes 437 amino acids. Lineage: Eukaryota; Fungi; Ascomycota; Pichiomycetes; Serinales; Debaryomycetaceae.